This is a messenger RNA of Wallemia mellicola CBS 633.66, 1143 nucleotides long. Its product is annotated as 3-deoxy-7-phosphoheptulonate synthase. Gene Ontology annotation, cellular component: cytoplasm. The transcript is spliced from 2 exons. NCBI's taxonomy places the organism in Eukaryota, Fungi, Basidiomycota, Wallemiomycetes, Wallemiales, Wallemiaceae. The coding region runs from base 1 to 1143 and encodes 380 amino acids. Gene Ontology annotation, biological process: aromatic amino acid biosynthetic process. Gene Ontology annotation, molecular function: 3-deoxy-7-phosphoheptulonate synthase activity. The record is from RefSeq and is a predicted model, not a curated record.
AUGACGCAUACGACAUUAAAUGCAUUGGAUGACCAGCGUGGGAGGCCCCAUAAGCGUCUCAAGCACAGUCAACUUACAUUUAAUACAGGCAUAAAGCGCAUCAGACCCCUGAUUCCUCCGCAAAUUCUCUAUGAAGAUCUUCCAUUGACGGAUGAAUUGGCAAAAAUUGUAGACAAAGGCAGAAAAGAAGCUGAAAAUAUAGUUUCUGGUAAAGAUGAUAGGCUACUCGUCAUUGUUGGUCCAUGCUCAAUGCACGAUCCAGAAGCAGCAUUAGAAUACGUCAAACUUCUCAAAGGAUACGCAGAUAAUGCUAAAGAGGAUCUCUGUAUCAUCGCUAGAACAUACUUCGAGAAGCCACGCACUACAGUUGGCUGGAAGGGUCUCAUAAACGAUCCAUUCUUGAAUGACACAAACGAGAUAAACAAAGGUUUGAGAAUUGGUAGAAAAUUACUCUUAGAUGUUGUCGGUUUGGGUAUGCCAACUGCGUGUGAAUUCCUUGAUACCAUUACACCACAAUUCACAGCAGAUGUUAGUUCAUGGGGUGCUAUCGGUGCCAGAACAACAGAAUCACAAGUACAUAGAGAACUUGCAUCUGGUUUAUCCAUGCCAAUCGGCUUCAAGAAUGGUACAGAUGGUAAUGUUCAAGUUUCCAUUGAUGCUAUCAGAUCAUCCCAAUCUCCACACACUUUCUUAUCUGUUACUAAGCAAGGUUUGGCUGCUAUUGUUGAAUCUAACGGUAACCCUUACGGUCACGUCAUUCUUCGAGGAGGUAAAACACCAAAUUAUGAGCGACCACAUGUCGAAUUGGCAGCAGCACAACUCGCUAAGGCUGGACUCACACCAAAGAUUAUGAUUGACUGUUCACAUGGAAACAGCUCAAAGCAACACGCUAGACAAGCCAUCGUCGCACAAGAUAUUGUUGAUCAAAUUAGCAGCGGAGACGAGCAUGCUCAGAGAAUUGUCGGUGUUAUGAUGGAAUCAAACAUUAAGGACGGCCGUCAAAAUGUUCCAGCUGAGGGUCCUACAGGAUUAGAAUACGGAAAGUCUAUCACAGAUGCUUGCAUCGAUUGGGAGACAACAGUAACGGUAUUAGAUAAUCUCCGCAAGGGUGUACAAGAUCGUCGUAAAAACAAAUCUGUUUAG